AUGACGCUAGGGCCAGUAGUGACAGGAACUUCAGUAAUAGCUUUGAAGUACAAAAAUGGAAUAAUGAUUGCAGCAGAUAAGAAAGCUAGCUAUGGGAGUUACGCAAAAUUUCAAAAUGUCCAAAGAAUAUUCAAAAUAAACAAUAAAACAGUAAUGAGUUUUAGCGGCGAGUUAGGAGAUGCCCAGUAUUUACAUGAAUUACUUUCACGUGUUAAUGUAAACAAUGUAACAGAAAAAAAGAGUAAGUAUGAUGUACAUGAUACGAAAUAUUACCAUUCAUAUGUGAGUAGAUUGUUUUACAACAGAAAGAAUAAAAUAGAUCCUUUAUUUAAUACAAUAAUAAUAGCUGGAGUAAAUUCACAAGAAUAUGAUGACAAUGAUAAAAAUAUAUUACUCUUUUCAGAUAACAUAAAAAAGGAAGAAGCAUAUAAAGAUAUUGAUAAAAAUGAUUUGUAUAUUGGUUUUGUUGAUAUGCAUGGAACGAAUUUUGCUGCUGAUUAUAUGACUACAGGAUAUGCUCGUUACUUUGCUUUAACAUUGUUAAGAAAUCAGUACAAGGAUAAUAUGACUGAAGAUGAAGCUCGAACUUUGAUUAAUGAGUGCUUAAGGAUAUUGUAUUUUCGUGAUACAACGGCUUCUAACAAAAUACAGAUAGUUAAGGUUACUAGCAAAGGAGUGGAGUAUGAACAGCCAUAUAUCCUCGCCUGUGAAUUAAACUCGGACAAGUACGUCUACCCCUCCACAAUGCUGCCCUCUACAGGUUGCAUGUGGUAA
Plasmodium malariae is the source of this 774-nucleotide messenger RNA. Its product is annotated as proteasome subunit beta type-4, putative. The record is from RefSeq and is a predicted model, not a curated record. NCBI's taxonomy places the organism in Eukaryota, Apicomplexa, Aconoidasida, Haemosporida, Plasmodiidae. The coding region runs from base 1 to 774 and encodes 257 amino acids. Gene Ontology annotation, cellular component: proteasome core complex. The transcript has 2 exons.